Messenger RNA from Lineus longissimus, 531 nucleotides. RefSeq lists its product as uncharacterized. Bases 91 to 531 code for a protein of 146 amino acids. The record is from RefSeq and is a predicted model, not a curated record. NCBI's taxonomy places the organism in Eukaryota, Metazoa, Nemertea, Pilidiophora, Heteronemertea, Lineidae. The transcript is spliced from 4 exons.
UUCCUUACCUGGUACCAGGUUAUAAAAUACCCCUACUGGCAUAUACUCUUGUCUAAGGUGUGAACCGAUCCGCGUGACUCCGCCAGCAACAUGAUGAUCCUACCUCUCUUGGUGAUAUUCCUAGCAGCAGCCGUGCCUGGGUUUGAUGGAGCUACCUUACGAAUUGGUGUCUUUGUAUCGCCGGAUACGAUAAGAGAUUGGGCGAGAAUAAAACAUGGAACGUUCGCCACGCUCAAGUCAGCUAUGGAGGGAGGACUCCAAUCUGAGGUCAGCGACGUGUUUUCGACCAGUCAAGGCUUCCCAUGGAACGUGAAUGUGAGGUUCAGCAGCAUCGAGCAGAUUUCUCAGAGCAAAGUUGAUGAGUGGAUUAAUAAUGCCGAAGCCAAACCUGAAUUCAGGCGAUCCGCACCCUUCGCAAGAGACUUCUGUACCUAUGUGAACCGUGUGAAGGGUACCAGAUAUGACGUUGGCAUACUCGUUCUUAGGCAAGUAAACCUGGUUUCAUACUCGAGCAGUACAGGGCCGUUGUAA